Molecule: messenger RNA, 975 nt
Organism: Saccostrea echinata
Lineage: Eukaryota; Metazoa; Mollusca; Bivalvia; Ostreida; Ostreidae
Product: vacuolar protein-sorting-associated protein 25-like
Exons: 6
Coding region: 31-561 (176 amino acids)
Biological process (GO): protein transport to vacuole involved in ubiquitin-dependent protein catabolic process via the multivesicular body sorting pathway
Cellular component (GO): ESCRT II complex
Molecular function (GO): structural molecule activity; protein homodimerization activity
Source: RefSeq, a predicted model, not a curated record
UUUAGUUUUCUACUUUCGUUUUUCCUUGCAAUGGCUGAUUUCGAAUGGCCAUGGCAGUACAAUUUUCCACCCUUUUUUACAAUUCAACCCAAUCUUGACACUAGGAAGAAGCAGCUGGAAGCUUGGUGUGCAUUGAUUUUGGACUACCACAGAAAAAACAAAUCCUACAGCAUAGACAUUACUGAGAUUCAGUCAUCACCACUAUUUUAUAACAAAAAAAUUAAUCGCAAAUUACCUGUUGAUGGUAUUCAUACUGUGUUAGAAGAGUUGAGAAAACAAGGUCAUAUAGAAUGGAAGGAUCCUAAAGCAAAAAAACAGGGAUUAAUUAUGUGGAGGACUCCGGAGGAAUGGGGGAAAAUAAUCUAUAGCUGGGUAACAUCUAAGAGUUUACAGAACUCUGUGUGUACACUGUAUGAAUUAUCUGAAGGGGAGGACUCAGAGGGAACAGAAUUUCAUGGACUGGAAAAAUGGUUAUUACUCAGAGCUCUACAGAGUCUACAAGAUCAAGGGAAGGCAGAACUCAUGAACUUUGAUGGAAAUGAAGGAGUGAAAUUUUUCUAGUCAUAACAUACAUAAUCCUCAAGUUGAUGUUAGACUUUCCCACACUGGUCUAUCAUAUAGAGUGUGCAUUCCUAAUGUUAGAAUUGUAAGCGAUAUAACCUCUGUCAUUUUACUUUGAUUAAGACAUGUUCAAUUACAAGUACAAUGUACAUUUAUUUAAAAAAAGUAACACAAUAUCUGACUAUAUUUACAUCUGAAAAUUUUUAAACAGCAAUACAUUGAUAAUUUACAAGUUAUUGUCUUAAAGUUUUUUCACUGUGUGUUCAUUAGGACAACACUUGUGAAAGGGGCGGGGGGUUCUUUCCGCUUUCUUGAAUUUACCAUGUACAUGUAUUACUUUAGAUUGGAAUGCUUUUAACUGUAUACAUUUAUAUUAUUUAUAUAAAUAAUUUUUGUAAUAAAUCAUUAAAUAUA